AUGGGAAAGCAUUUCUGGAUGAAGCAUUUGGACAGCCAAUCACAGGACAAGCAGCCAGGUUGCAUGUCUGGAUUGGUCCACGUGUUGGACUACCAUCUAUGGCACUCUAACGUUCGAAAGAUGAUCCGACACCGUAAAUACGAUGAAACGCACAAUCGCGACGCAGAACAACUCUUGGAAGAAAUCGAGACCCCGUAUCUCAGGGGUAAAAGACCCCGUGCGAAUAAGAAACGGUCGCUCAAAUCACGCUUAAAGAGAUUUAUCACCGACGAAGAUAGCCAAGGCGUCGCUUUCAAGUCAAAGAAUUUGGAGAGGACUUAUUCCAUACAUCAUUUAGAAUCUCUCGAUAAAUUACGCAGCGAUUGGAAGCAUCCGAUUAUUUUCUUUCCAAGAAACGUGGAGAAUCGAGACGAAGAGAUUCAGACAAAGGCUGCUGCUUCCGAAGAAGGAACCGAAGAUGUGGUGGAGAUAUUCAAGGUGGACAAGGAGUUGCUUAUAAAACAUCUAGAACAUUCCGAUAAAGCCGUGAUUAACUUCUCUCGUAGUGCGUUGGGGUUGAAUACGGAAGAAUCGAAAAAGUUUGGCAAAUCGAGAUCUUUUCCGGUGGCUGAAUUGUCUCGAGGGAUAAAGAUGCUUAAGCCCGUUACACUCGAAAGUAAACAGACAGAAGUUUGGUCUACUCGAGCUCCGUUGUUAAACGGCGUUUUAGGUGAAAAGGAAAUUACGAUCGAACCCAAAAAUGCAAUGGGUGAAAAGCUCGACGAAAAUGUUCGAAAGAAUUCUCACUACCGAAGUUCUUCUUUGAACGAGUCGUUGGAUAAAUAUGCUCGGCUUUUUGAGAAUAGUUUUCCGGCGGAUGCGAAGUUGAAUGCCUCGAAGAGCUUGAGAUUGACAAGUGAAUAUGUGCAUGCUCCGGUUUAUUUCCAAAGAAUACGCUCCGCGUCACUAGUCGAUUCCUAUUAUUCGAAUUCAAAUUUCGAUGUGUUUGGUGAAGAUUCCUUGGGAAACGAUUCGGUUGUAACCGUAAAAGAUAGCGAAAAUCUCAGCUGCUUGCAAGAAACAGAGUGUCAUGCAGCACAAUUUCCGAUUUGUGAAGGUUCGGAGAACGAGUCGAUUAUUCAGACAAGACAACCUCUCGAGAAAGAAGAAAUAUCAUCGGACAUCAAGAAGAAGAACAAUAGUCCCGACUCGUAUUACGCGAGGCAACUUCUCGAUAUAUCAGGCAUCGAAAUGGACCCCACCGAGAUGACGUGGCACGCGUCGGACCAGCCAUUGGGCCCACAAUUAUUCGAGCAAGUGGAAACUCGGUGGCCCCACGAACAAGAAGAGUUGAACGGACUGCCGGAUUUUAACGGAUGUUGGCACCAUAAGAUGGUUUUUGAUUUAGUUAAUGAGGUCUUGAUCGAGUUGUACGACGUGUCGCUCCCCUACUGCCCUAAAGCCUUGUCGUCGAGUUGCUAUGUCCGUCCGUUCCCGUUAGGAGAUCGCGUCGUCGAUGAUGUCAUCAAGACCGUUGGAUCGUUUCUGAACUUGAAGCCCGAUGAAAUGGAGUCGUACGAUUUAAUCGUGGGCCGUGAUUUUGGCCGUGAUCGGAUGUGGAUGAAUCUCCAGGUGGAAACUGAGUGUGUGGCACUCGACAUCGAAGACAUGAUUUUCGAUGAAAUGCUUGAUGAUGUCAUAUUUUCUUGA
Molecule: messenger RNA, 1689 nt
Organism: Erythranthe guttata (spotted monkey flower)
Lineage: Eukaryota; Viridiplantae; Streptophyta; Magnoliopsida; Lamiales; Phrymaceae
Source: RefSeq, a predicted model, not a curated record